CUGAACUAUAUACAUCAGAAUCAAAAGGGGAUGAUGUGACUGGUGAUGGCACUAAAGAGAAGCCAGUGAAAACAGUUUUGCAGGCAAUGCGCCUCGCUGGAAAGGAACCCUUCCCUGUCAUUUACUGUGACUCUAAAAAAGAGGGAGAGGUUUAUGAGCCUGUUGCAAAAUCUCAGCUAAAAAAGAUUCAGAAAAUCUGGCAGAGAGAGCAACACAAGACGGCCGGUGUGGAAGAAGCUGCUCAAAAAGAUGCUGAUCGAAGGGAGAAAAAUCUGGAAGAAGCAAAGAAAAUAGUAAUUGAGAAUGAUCCCAGUUUACCAGCACCAACUCAGAUUAAAAUUCGAUCAGCAGUUGAAAACCGGGAUAAGAGAGUGAAAAUAUUUGGAUGGGUCCACCGCAUGAGACGACAAGGAAAAACUCUGAUGUUUGUUGUGCUGCGGGAUGGCACUGGAUUCCUACAGUGUGUCAUGGCUGACAGAAUGAGUCAGACUUAUGAAGCGGUGACACUUGCUACUGAGGCAUCCAUUGCAGUUUACGGUGUUAUCAAGGAGCUGCCAAAAGGGAAGACUGCUCCAGACAACCAUGAAAUGGCUGUGGACUUCUGGGAGUUAGUAGGCUCCUCACCUGCAGGUGGCGCUGACAAUCUGUUGAACGAGGAGGCCCACCCAGAUGUUCAGCUGGACAACAGGCAUAUGAUGGUGCGAGGAGAAAACACGGCUAAAGUUUUGAAGAUGAGGUCAGUUAUAACUCAUUGCUUCAGGGAGCAUUUUUUCGAUCGUGGCUACUUUGAAGUCUUUCCUCCAACACUUGUCCAGACUCAAGUAGAAGGAGGCUCCACUCUGUUCAAGAUGGACUUCUUUGGAGAAAAUGCCUACUUAACUCAAAGCUCACAGCUCUAUCUGGAGACGCUGAUUCCUGCAAUGGGUGAUGUGUUUUGCAUGGCACAGUCUUACAGAGCAGAGCCUUCAAAAACAAGAAGGCAUCUUGCAGAGUACCCUGAGGACUUGGGCUGUGAUGUUGUUGAUCGACGUGCUAAAAUCUCCUGUCCCCGGCAACACUCUCCCAAGAAGCCUUUCAGGAGGAUGAACUAUACUGAUGCCAUUAUUUGGCUUAAGGAAAACAAUGUCACAAAGGAGGACGGUACCUUUUAUGAGUUUGGGGAUGACAUUCCAGAAGCUCCAGAACGUAAAAUGACUGACACUAUCAAUGAGCCAAUCAUGUUGUGUCGAUUCCCGGCAGAAAUCAAGUCAUUCUACAUGCCACGCUGCAAGGAAGAUAACAGACUUACAGAAUCGGUUGACUUGCUGAUGCCAAAUGUGGGUGAGAUUGUGGGUGGAUCCAUGAGGAUUUGGCAGCAGGAGGAGCUGGAAGCUGGCUUCAAGCGAGAGGGCAUCGACACUAAAUCUUACUACUGGUAUAUUGACCAGAGAAAGUACGGCACAUGUCCUCAUGGUGGCUAUGGUCUGGGAGUUGAGAGAUUUCUCUGCUGGAUUCUCAACAGAUAUCACAUUCGUGAAGUGUGUGCUUACCCUCGCUUCAUAGGCAGGUGCACCCCAUAG
Messenger RNA from Candidula unifasciata, 1559 nucleotides. The record is from the annotation of a GenBank genome assembly. NCBI's taxonomy places the organism in Eukaryota, Metazoa, Mollusca, Gastropoda, Stylommatophora, Geomitridae.